AUGUCUCAUGCGCAACCCAAGAUUUCGACGACGAACCUCACGCUCAAUGCGUACCCGUCUCCGCCUCAAGAAACGACUUCUCAACUGGAUUCUUCGCCCUCGACGACUCUCUCGCAACGGCCCACACCCGGCUCCAACGCGACAGUCAACGGACCGCUCGAUAUAGGACUCAAGGACAAUAUGAUAGAGGAGGGCGGCUGGACUCGCCUUCCGGACCCGAUUCCCCCUUCGCCGGCGAAGAUCUAUGCUCCGCAGCCCUGCCCUGCUACGAACCUCGACACUUCGUCGAACACGCUACACGCCAGCUCUAUUCAGUUCCUGAGCACACCGCACCCACUCACCGGACGCGUCCUCGACGACGAAGACUAUCGGCCCAUCGUCACGGAGGCCGAAGGAAUAGGCGAAGAUGUCGACUUCCCUGGGUACUACCGGGCAGCCGGUUGCCUGAUCCCUCUAGGCGACCCUCUAUUCAGCGAGAAUCGGUUCAAAGCCCCGAUCCAUGCCGAAUCGCCCCCGUUUUACCCAAACUCGAUCCAUCUCCUGAUGGCCUCCGACCGCUCGUACUUCAAGACUCUCUCGGCGCCUACGACCCCGGAACCCGCUACGCCGGACGACCCUCACUCGUCCACCUAUGUAAUCAAGCUGGUCCCUCGCGACGACCCUCGACUUAACGGCCACCCGUUCAAGCCGAGCCGACUUCCCGGCCCUGGCGAACCCAUUGCGCCGCACUGGGUCAACGAACAGACCCCGCUGCUGUAUAUCAGCGAAGGCCUAUUUCAGAUAUUAUCAGUUGGCUUUGCGCUUCGCCCGUUCCGCGAAAGCGGCAGCCUCGAAUAUCGCAAGAACUUCGACGAAGCGGUGGACCGUCUCCGAGAAGACGGGAUCGACCCUUACCCCGAGCUCUUGGGGUAUUAUCGCGAGGACGGCUACGCCAUUCCUAUUGGCCAACCGCCCUCGAGCGACCACCGAGUCAAGCUGCCGAUCCGAGCCACGUCUCCUCCAGGAUUCCCUCGCUCUAUCCACGACCUCGCCAUCGCGGCCCCUCUGGUUUUCCGACCGCUAUCCGCACCCUCGACACCUCGACCCCCUGAAAGCCAGUACCAUGUUUCGAGAACGUACGUCCUCGAACUGGUACCGCACGGCGACCUCAGGCUCUGUGGCCGCAUGCUCCGAAGCAGCCGGCAGCCUCUGCGCGGAGAAAACAUCUCACCUCACCACACCGACGACUCGACGCCCCGGAUGUACUUUGUCAAGGAUGACUUCAACAUUCUCGUCGGCAUGACGAGAGAAGCGCAAUCCGAGGCUUCUAGCAUCGACUCACCGAAGAACGGUUCCCCUCCGACGACGCAAGUACAGGACGAAGAGCUUCAACAAGCUCUGCUCAACGGCGAGUUCCCCGCCCUCCCCGACGAAUACUACGCCGCCGCUGGAUACGCAAUUCCCGUCGGGGAACCGCCCGACAGCCCCCUUCGAGUCAAAGUCCCUAUUCGCGCCGCCUCACCGCCCAAUCUUCCCGGCUCAAUCCACGACCUCUCAAAACAGAUGCCUCGCAUCUACCGCCCGCUAUCUGCACCGACAACGCCCGACCCGCCCGCACGCGACUAUCCGACAUCUUGCACUUACGUUCUCGAACUCGUCGACGACCGCGACCCUAGGCUGGCAGGAAAACAUCUCAGGGCUAUGUACUACAAUCCCGACGACAUGCCCCGCCUUCUUUUCAGCCAUGGAUUGUUCAAACUGCUGGCCCGGGUCUCGCAUCAAGCUAUCAGCAACCGAGCCCGUGAACAGGAGCUCGCAGAAAUGCAAGCACGACGGCACCAUCUCGACGCGCCCGAUGUCGACAUGGACGCAUCCGACCUUCAGGGCCCCAUGCGCGCCAAUGCACUCGUUCUAUCGCCCCCGGUCCCACCUCACUUAUGGCAUUCCGAUCCGCUAGCGACACCUCAACACGCACCUCUAGCCGGAAACAAGCUCUCACAACGCCUCGACAGACUCAGGAUCGCGGAAGGACCCGCAGCUGAAGACCGCCCGCCCACACCUCGACCGCCGAUGGAAGGAAUCGAAAUCAGCGUAGGGCAUCGGCUCUGA
This is a messenger RNA of Punctularia strigosozonata HHB-11173 SS5, 2088 nucleotides long. RefSeq lists its product as uncharacterized. The record is from RefSeq and is a predicted model, not a curated record. Lineage: Eukaryota; Fungi; Basidiomycota; Agaricomycetes; Corticiales; Punctulariaceae. The transcript is spliced from 4 exons. Bases 1 to 2088 code for a protein of 695 amino acids.